AUGCGUGGUGUGUUUCUUUGUUAUAAAGAAGCAGCUAAAAUUAUGAUCAAACAAGAUAAAGGAAGAAGAAUUAUUGGUGCUUGUAGUGGUGCUGGAUAUAAACUAGGUUUAACACAAGCUGCAGCUAUAGAAUGGGCUCCACAUAAUAUUACAGUCAAUGCUUAUUGUCCAGGAACAUCUAAGACAGUGAUGGGUGACAAGUAUAUUGAAGAAUCAGCAAAAUUUCUAGGGCAAGCAAAUGAAGAAUUUGAGAAUGAUAUGCUAAAAAUGACUCCACUUGAUCGCAUAGGACAUCCAAAUGACGUUGCAAACAUGGUUUCAUUUCUUGCGAGCAAAGAUUCUGGUUAUAUUACUGGACAGAGUAUUUUAGUGAGUGGUGGGGCACAUUUUUCUUAG
Molecule: messenger RNA, 396 nt
Organism: Rotaria sordida
Lineage: Eukaryota; Metazoa; Rotifera; Eurotatoria; Philodinida; Philodinidae
Source: the annotation of a GenBank genome assembly